Messenger RNA from Orbilia oligospora ATCC 24927, 1101 nucleotides. RefSeq lists its product as uncharacterized. The record is from RefSeq and is a predicted model, not a curated record. The coding region runs from base 1 to 1101 and encodes 366 amino acids. NCBI's taxonomy places the organism in Eukaryota, Fungi, Ascomycota, Orbiliomycetes, Orbiliales, Orbiliaceae. The transcript is spliced from 2 exons.
AUGCAUUUCAUAUGGUUCACCCGAGAACCGGAUCUGAUUAUCGAACUCGAAGAUGAAGAAGACCAGCAGAUGUACGGGUUUCUAGUUUCGGCGGCCUGUUUGCGAGUAUCAUCACGCUUCUUCGAUCGAAUGUUAGACCCAAAGAAUGGAUUUAAACCUCUCCCGCAAACAAACUUAAACGGUAAUCCAAUUACCGUUUUGCGCCUCCAUGAAGAUUCUAUUGCAGCAUUAGGGUGGAUACUUAAUAUCAUACACUUUCAAUUAGACAGUAUCCCUAGGGAAAUGAAUAGAGAAAAUAUCUUUGCUGUGGCAAUCUUAUGCGAUAAGUAUCUAUGGCAAAGGGCAAUUGGCCUGUGGGCGGAGAAAUGGGUGGUGGCGUUAUUGCCCAGCGAAGAAAGCUCGAAUUCAAGGAAUAACGGCGCCGAAUACCUUACCGAACCUUGGAAAGAGGAUAUUUCGAAGGAGGGCUGCGAAGAAUGGCUUUUCUUAGCACAAGCAUUUCCGAAUAUCGACAACUAUACAUCAUAUCACCGAAAGGUUUUCAAUACACUCGUGGAAGAAAUUGUGGGCGAUAUGGAGUCAUUCGAUGAUGCAAGCAGGAUGUUGAAAUCAUCCAGGGAUGGGCAGAGAGUGGUGCUGCCGGUGAUGUUUGAAAGAGUUCCUCAACCAACUUUUAUCAAGAUCAAGGAAACCCGGGAUGAAUCCUUUUCAAGGGCCAUUUCAGAGAUGACGGAUUUGCUUCUCGAGAUCGAAAUUCUUAAGCGGCAGUUUGAUGAAAUCAAAGGCAAUAUUAUAGAAAGAGACUGUCAAGGAGAUACCGGAUGCUAUGAAGUUACAUUAGCAUCUUCUAUGGGGUCAUCACACCAGGCAGGCUGGGAUCUUGAAGGAACCUAUUGUCCUUCAUGUAUUCGGAAGCAAGUCUGCCUCUGGGUUGUCUGGGAGAGAGUCGAAAAGUUGCGUGAAGUUUUGAGGUAUUAUGCUUUUGCUCAAGGUGUCCAACGAAACAAAAAUAGAACUUCUGCGACAUGGCCAAAGACGAAUGAGACACAUACUUUAAUAGGAAAUGUAACCAGUCGAUUUGGGAACUUGUGGAAUAGUUAA